Messenger RNA from Physcomitrium patens, 3099 nucleotides. NCBI's taxonomy places the organism in Eukaryota, Viridiplantae, Streptophyta, Bryopsida, Funariales, Funariaceae. The record is from RefSeq and is a predicted model, not a curated record.
AUGGAGUGGAAGAUGAUUGUGUUCCAUUGUUCAAGAUUUUUGAGCAUUGCUUGUGGGGCAAGUAGGAAUUUUACAGAUGAGCUUAAUCUGCAAUGGGUCCCGGACACGGAGUACAUAUCUACAGGGGUUCCAUAUCUGCACUUCGGUAAUUUCAGCAAGAAUCAGUCAGUGCAACAUCUCCGUCAAUUCCCAAAUAACAGCAAGAGCUGCUACGCAAUUCCAACUACGCCCAACACGAGGUAUCUAGUUCGAGCCUCGUUCUAUUACAACAGCUUUGACAUGGCUAUUACUAGCCCGAUCUUUGAUAAAGCCAUCAAUGCGACGACCUUUUCCACAGUGAGAAUUAUCGAUCCCAGCUUUGUGUACCGAAAGGAAGUGAUUGCGUUUUCUCCAUGGGAAUGGUUUUCUAUCUGUCUUUUGAAUACAAAUCAGGGGUAUCCAUUUAUUUCGUCCCUGGAGCUUCGUCCUCUUCCAGCAGGAAUGUAUGGUCUCCCAUAUUUGGAUGAGAACUAUUUAGUAAAUCAGAUUCGAUUGAGUUUCGGAGCACCUGUAUCGGUGAGAUAUCCCGAUGAUCCCCAGGACAGAAUUUGGUAUUCAGAUUCAUACCCUGUAGACCUUCAACCAUGCGACCUUCAAAACAUAUUGCCGCCAGAUGAGGUAGAAGUCAUUUCUACAAGCCAGCAAGUAGAAGUUAAUGGUAGGAAAGCUCCUGAUCAACCUCCCAUGUUAGUGAUGCAAAGGGGGGUGGUUGGUAAAACAGGUAAUCUUACAUAUAGGUACCACCUAGACGAUUUUGAUUUCCCUGGACAAGCGUAUGCACUUGCAUAUUUUGCAGAAAUUGAAGAGCUGAAUGCAAAUAAGAAAAGAUCAUUCCACUUUACCAUCAAUUCUAAAGAUGCUACCUACAUUAAUCAGUCCUUGGAUAUCCAAAGCAAUGCUGGAGGGCCAUACGUUGCAUUCGAGCCCUCGUAUGCUAACGCAACAUUCCCUAGAUUCGUGUUGGUUUCCUUAUACGAGAUGCUGUUUCCACACGAUUUUUGUUUAUCUGAUUGUUUUGAUGGGGACUUGGCAGAGUUGGCGUUGCUGCAGAGUUUUGGAGGUGUAUUGACAGAUGGAGAGGCUGUGGGAGACCCUUGCCUACCAAUACCCUGGGAUUGGGUGACUUGCACCACCCAGUCCCCUCCGAGGGUGAAAUCCAUAAAUCUGGCUGGGAGGAAUUUGGGAGGAAGUAUUCCCUCCAACAUUUCAUUAUUGGUUUGUCGAGACACAAUUGAUCUUAGCGGCAAUCAAUUCUCUGGCCCAAUACCUGACCUGAGAGAUCUCACCUAUCUAAAUACCUUGCAUCUAAACAACAACAAUCUCAGCGGUGAGUUUCCAGAAUGGCCUGAAGAACUUCCCAACUUGACUGAAGUUUGGGUGCAGAACAACGUAUUGACAGGAGCAAUUCCACAAGCUUUACUCAAAAAGCCUAGCCUUCGAAUAAGGUCUGAUCUUUGCAAUGAUAGCACGUGUGAAAAUCCGCUCAAAAAGAAGGGUUUAAAUAUGGGAGCGCUCAUAACUGGAUUGGUGCUGAGCACCGUUCUCCUAAUUGGAGUCUUCACCUACUUCCAGAAACACAGACUGAGUAACAAACAAGUUUUUAUAAGAAAAUUAAGCGACAACGAAUGCAAUAAAAAAUCUGUAGAGGAUAGAGUAAGAGGGGCCAAAGCUGCCAUCUCUUCCUCUUCGUUCCUUUGGAGGAACUUCGCUAGCAGGAGUAUUGGCAGUGUUGAUGAAACAACAGAGAUUGGCCCUCCAGCCCUCACAUUUGACAUUGCGGAAUUGAGAAAAGCAACCAACAACUUCAAAUAUAAUAUAGGGAAGGGGGGUUUUGGUUCGGUCUUCCGAGGGAAGUUGAACGAUGGCACGGAGGUGGCAGUGAAGGUGUUGGCCAAUGACUCUCCUCAGGGUGCACGCGAGUUUCGCAAUGAGGUGACCCUUCUUCAAGGGAUCAAGCACCGCAAUGUAGUGUCCCUGAUAGGCUACUGCAGCAGCAAAAAGCACCGUAUCGUCGUUUACGAGUACCUUCCCGAAGGAUCUCUGCACGAACGCCUCCACGGUCAUUUUGCACGUACGCUUGUAGAAUCAAUCACAUUGGAUUGGCAAACCAGACUACGAAUAGCAGUUGAUGCGGCAAAAGGUUUGGAGUACCUGCAUGCAGAAUGCAGCAUCAUACAUAGAGGCGUGAAGACACGCAACAUACUUCUCUCUAGUGGCAUGGAGGCCAAAGUGGGGGAUUUCGGCUUGUCGUGUCUGCUGCCGUCUGACGCUACCUCCUACAAGUCGAGUACCGUUCAAGGAACAGUUGGGUACCUCGAUCCAGAGUACUAUCACGAACACCGAUUGACGAUGAUGAGUGACGUUUACAGCUUUGGGGUCGUGCUUCUGGAGCUGAUUUCAGGCCGUCCUCCUAUGAGCAGACUUGAGGAUGGAAUAACUGACCAAGUGCCCACCCUCGUCAAUUGGGUAUGUUCUUUGCUGCAACGAGCCGCCGUGGACGAGCUAAUCGACCCCAAGUUGGGUUACGCAAGCUUUAUUGAGCGAGAAAAGAGGCAAGCGUGGGAAGUGUGGGCGACUGCAAUACAAUAUGUGAGGGCGGAGAGUCGCCAAAGACCAACCAUGUCAGAAGUGGUGAAGGCGCUAUCGGAAACACUGAAUCCCACGCACCCAGCCACGCAAUGCGACUCCGAAGCAAAGCCGGCGCAUGAAAUGACGGACGAUCGCGAGCAAUUCCCUGGCACCCAGAGCCCCCCCAGCAGUGUGGAAGCUGCUGCAGCUGCUGCACCUCACCCCUCAUCCACGCGGAUCGAACCAGUGUAAUCAUUCAUAGCUUUGCCUUGCGCUGCGUUGCGUUGUAUGUACUACAGUAUAUAACUAUACCAUCAUCCAGGCUCUAUCCAGGCUCUGUGUUAGAAUUCAGCAUUUUGUUAUUAGCCAAUCAGAAUAUCAUCCAGUCGCAUCCAGUCGAGGGGACAGGACCCUUCUCAUCGUUUCUCCCUCGACUGGAAUAACUUCUGUAAUCAACACAAUUUUUAUAAGAAUUACACACAGAUUUACAAC